AUGUCGUGGAAGGUGCCGCAGGAUUGGCCGACUGGACCCAGCCCCGCGCCUUGCGACGCCUGGGAGGGCGCGGAGCCCACCGAAGCGGAGGCUGCGGACGCUGAAGCCGCAGCCGGCGAUGCCUACUUCGCAGAGGAGGAGAUCGCCAGCUGGACGGGCAAGCAGGCUGUCCUGUGGCUGCUCGAAGCGGGCAAUGCCUUCGAGGCCUUGGGCCUCCGGCCCAAGCCCACCCCGCCGGCACGAUUGCGCCGCCGCUUCCUCCGGUUGUCCCUGCUGACACACCCGGACAAGAACAAUGAGCCGGAUGCCGCCGCGGCUUUUCGGAAGCUUUCAGACAGCAUGAGGGUGGUGUCCACGGAGCAGAGCCAGAUGGAUUUGCUGAGAGGCCUCUUCCCAAGAGUGUACGGCGUCGAGACCACCUCGGCCGACCCCGCCAAGGUGGAUGGUGUUUACACCACCUCCCGGACCGAGACACCGGAGGAGGCUGCUGUGCGGAGGGAGCUGGAGGCGCAGAUAGAGAGGGCCCUGCGCGAAGAGAAGGAGCGAAGGGACGCCUCUGAGGCUGACGACGAGCAAGCGCAGCGAUCCAAGCGCAGACGCAGCCUCGAAGCGAUUCUUCAGGCACAGAAGCUUCAGAGGUUGGGCCGCGCGGCAAAAGCACAGGUUGCCCGGGGCAGCGGCAAGGGAGUGAAGCUUGCGAAGGCGCCGCAGGAAGCGCUUCUCUCUGCGGAAAGGCCGGGCACAACCUGCGUGGCUGCACGCUGCCGGGAUCUGCGUCGUAUAGAAACCUGCGAGCAGCAGCCCGGGGCCAGCGAGAACGCCAAGUCACCUGAGUCUGUGGUGAGGGAGCUGCUGAAUGCCGGGUACCUUCGCUUCCCCGAGCUUUGUCCUACUUGCCACGGAGCUCUACAGGGUCCGUUCUCGCUCAAGGAUGUUAAGCAGCCAGGAGACUUGUGUCUUCGCUGCAAAAGCUGGGACUGCCAAGCCCGGCGUCAACGUGCUGGGGCCUUCUGUCCGUUGCUGGAUGAGCAGUCUCGCCGCAGGACGCUGCUGCCUGAGAAGCUACUUUCCAUCCUGGUGCAGUUCCUGUCCAAGUCCAACCCUCGGAUCGACGAGACAGCGCAUCUCAAUGGCUUGCGCGCCGGCGUGGUCAUGCGAGUGCACCAUGAGCUGCGAUGCGAUGUCUGGGUUGGGGCGUCACUCGUGGAGGACUCUUUCUUGCUGGGUGCUUUUCGCGGGUCUUUCGUUUUCGCUGGGAACCAUGGUGUGUCCGCCCUUCUUCAAGAGCUGAAAACGGUGAUGGAGGACUGCUACUACACGUACCACGGCCUGCUGGCGCAGACAGCUGUCGUGGCCUGGGAUGACUCACAUGGAACGCAUUGCCGAGCGCAACGAAACACCGUGUUUUCCGUGCUUGACGUCUCUGUGCGUGUUCAGGCUGCAUGGCAGGGCAUUCACAGACCCGGCCCCAAGACUCUUGCAUACGCCAGAGUCUUGCACUGCAUGGGCAUUUGCCACUUCCUGACACAUAGGGCUGCUUUGGAGGCUGCUGUGUCGGGCAGACCCUUUGCACCAGCGCCGGAUCCUCAGCACCAAGCUCCAGAGCACAGGGAUCUGUGGAGCUUCAAUCCGCUCUGGCCGGCAGACCUGCCAAAGAUCACCUUGUCCCACGACAAGACAGCUGAUGCUGUCAAGAACAUAGGCCGGAACAGUGACUGGCAAGCAGUGGCCCUGGCACUCGGACAUCUUGACAAAGCAGAAUGCCUGGCAGAUGUCUGCAAAACACCAUGUGGAGGAGAAAGCCAGGCAAGAGUGGUGCUUUUCAACUGCGCGCCACCUUACAGUCAGUCCAAGUGCUGA
Molecule: messenger RNA, 1860 nt
Organism: Symbiodinium natans
Lineage: Eukaryota; Dinophyceae; Suessiales; Symbiodiniaceae
Source: the annotation of a GenBank genome assembly